This is a messenger RNA of Mirounga angustirostris (Northern elephant seal), 7154 nucleotides long. It is a transcript of the gene ROS1, whose product is annotated as ROS proto-oncogene 1, receptor tyrosine kinase. Gene Ontology annotation, molecular function: transmembrane receptor protein tyrosine kinase activity; protein binding; ATP binding. The record is from RefSeq and is a predicted model, not a curated record. NCBI's taxonomy places the organism in Eukaryota, Metazoa, Chordata, Mammalia, Carnivora, Phocidae. The transcript has 44 exons. The coding region runs from base 1 to 7032 and encodes 2343 amino acids. Gene Ontology annotation, cellular component: signaling receptor complex; plasma membrane. Gene Ontology annotation, biological process: multicellular organism development; protein phosphorylation; cell surface receptor protein tyrosine kinase signaling pathway.
AUGAAGAACAUUUGCUGGCUUAUUCUGAAACUUGUCAAUGUUGGGACUCUUGGCUGCAUAUGGAUUUCUGUGGUACAGUGUAUGGUUUUACACAGCUGCCUAAAGUCAUGUGUAACUAACCUGGGCCGGCAGCUUGACAUUGGCACACCAUAUAAUCUGAGUGAACCUUGCAUCCAAGGAUGUCAUUUUUGGAACUCUGUAGAUCAGGAAAACUGUGCUUUAAAGUGUAACAACACCUAUGGCACUGUUUAUGAGCGAGCAUCAUGUGAGGUCGGCUGCAGGAGUGCUGAAGGUGCAUUCGAGGAGGAAGCGCUAGAAAAUGCCGAUUUCCCCACCGCACCCUUUGCUUCUUCCAUUGGAAGCCAUGGUGUGACCUUACGAUGGAAAUCUGCCAACAUUUCUGGAGUAAAAUACAUCAUUCAGUGGAAAUAUGCACAACUUCCUGGAAGCUGGACUUAUACUGAGGCCGUGUCCAAGCUCUCAUAUGUGGUACAGCCCCUGCAUCCCUUCACUGAGUACAUUUUUCGAGUGGUCUGGAUCUUCACAGCCCAGCUACAGCUGUAUUCUCUGCCAAGUCCCAGUUACAGGACUCAUCCUUAUGGAGUUCCCGAGACUGCUCCUUCCAUUAGAAAUAUUGAGAGCUCGAGUCCCGACACCGUGGAAGUCAGUUGGGCUCCACCCCAAUUCCCAGGAGGACCUAUUUUGGGUUAUAACUUAAGACUGAUCAGCAAAAAUCAACAAUUAGAUUCAGGGACACAGAGAACCAGUUUCCAGUUUUACUCCACUCUGCCAAAUACCACCUACAGGUUUUCCAUUGCAGCAGUAAAUGAAGUUGGUGAGGGGCCAGAAGCAGAAUCUAGUAUUACCACUUUAUCCUCAGCAGUUCAAGAAGAGGAACAGUGGCUCUUUUUAUCCAGAAAAGCUUCUCUAAGAAAGAGAUCUUUAAAACAUUUAGUAGAUGAAGCACAUUGCCUUCAGUCAGAUGCUACACACCAUAAUAUUACAGGAAUAUCGGUUAAUGUCCACCAGCAAGUCGUUUAUUUCUCAGAAGGGACUCUCAUAUGGAUGAAAGAGGCUGCCAACAUGUCUGAUGCGUCUGACCUGAGAGUUUUUUACAAAGGUUCAAGAUUAAUUUCUUCCAUCUCCGUAGACUGGCUUUAUCAGAGAAUGUAUUUCAUCAUGGAUGAACUGGCGUAUGUCUGUGAUUUAGGAAACUGCUCGAACAUUGAGGAAAUUACUCCUCCCUCAAUUACCGCACCUCAGAAAAUUGUGGCUGAUUCGUACAAUGGGUAUGUCUUUUAUCUCCUGAAAGACGGCAUUUAUAGAGUAGAUCUCCCCGUGCCAUCUGGUCGGGACUCAGAAGCCCUACAUAUUGUGGAGAGUUGCACAUUAAAGGACUUUGCAGUGAAGCCACAGUCCAAACGAAUCAUUUACUUCAAUGACACCGCUCAUGUCUUCAUGUCAACAUUUCUGGACGGCUCUGCUUCCCAUCUUGUCCUAGCUCAUGUCUCCUUUGCUAAUGUGAAGAGCUUUGCUUGUGAAAACAAUGACUUCCUUGUCACAGAUGGCAAGGCCAUUUUCCAGCAGGACUCUCUGUCUUUUAAUGAGUUCAUCGUGGGAUGUGACCUGAGUCACAUAGAAGAGUUUGGCUUUGGUAACCUGGUCAUCUUCAGCUCCUACGCUCAGCCGCACCCCCUGCCAGGCCGCCCACAGCAGCUCUCCGUGCUCUUUGGCUCCCACCAGGCCCUGGUUCAGUGGAAGCCCCCUGCCUUCGCCAUUGGAGCCAGCCCUUCUGCCUGGCAGAACUGGAUUUAUGAGGUGAAAGUAUCAACCCAAGACUUUCCUGAAAUCACUCACGUUUUCUCGAACAUCAGUGGGACCGUGCUUCAUGUGUCUGAGCUGCAGAGUGCUACGAAAUACAAGGUUUCUGUGAGAGCCAGUUCUCCCAAGGGGCCAGGCCCUUGGUCAGAGCCUUCGGUGGGUACUACCCUGGUGCCAGCUUCAGAACCACCAUUUAUCAUGGCUGUGAAAGAAGAUGGUCUUUGGAGUAAGCCACUGAAUAGCUUUGGCCCAGGAACAUUCUUAUCCUCUGAUAUAGGAAAUGUGUCAGACAUGGAUUGGUAUAACAACAGCCUCUACUACAGCGAUAUGAAAGGUGAUGUUUACGUGUGGCUGCUGAAUGGGACGGAUAUCUCAGAAAAUUAUCACAUAUCCAACAUUGCAGGAGCAGGCGCUCUAGCUUUUGAUUGGCUGGGUCAAUUUCUCUAUUGGGCUGGAAAGACAUAUGUGAUACAAAGGCAGUCUCUGUUGACAGGGCACACAGACAUUGUGACUCAUGUGAAGUUGUUGGUGAAUGACAUGGUGGUGGAUUCAGUUGGAGGUUAUCUCUAUUGGACCACACUCUACUCAGUGGAAAGUACCAGGCUAAAUGGAGAAAGUUUCCUGGUACUACAGGCACAGCCUUGGAUUUCUGGGAAAAAGGUAAUUGCUUUAACUUUAGACCUUAGCGAUGGGCUCCUGUAUUGGUUGGUUCAAGACAGUCAAUGUAUCCACCUGUAUGCAGCUGUUCUUCGGGGGCAGAGCUCUGGGGAGACCAACAUCACAGAAUUUGCAGCCUGGAGUACUUCAGAAAUUUCCCAGAAUACGCUGAUGUACUAUAGUGGUCGACUCUUCUGGAUCAAUGGCUUCAGGAUUAUCACAGCUCAGGAAAUAAGUCAGAGAGCCAGUGUCUCUGUUUUGGAACCAGCCAAAUUUGAUCAGUUCACGAUUAUUCAGACGUCCCUCAAGCCUCUGCCAGGCAACUUUUCCAUUACCCCCAAGGUCAUCCCAGAUUCUGUUCAAGAGUCUUCAUUUAGAAUCGAAGGGAAUGCUUCAAGUUUUCAAAUCCUGUGGAAUGCUCCCCCUGCAGUGGAUUGGGGCGUAAUUUUCUACAGUGUGGAAUUCAGUUCUCAUUCUCAGUUCCUGGCUAGUGAACAACAGCUUUUACCGAUAUUUACUGUGGAAGGGCUGGAGCCUUAUGCCUUCUUUAAUCUCUCUGUCACUCCUUAUACGUACUGGGGAAAAGGCCCCAAAACAUCUCUGUCACUUCGAGCACCUGAAACAGUUCCGUCGGCACCACAGAACCCCAGGAUAUUUGUAUUACCAAGUGGAAGAUACCGUAACCAGAAUGAAGUUGUGGUGGAAUUUCGAUGGAAUAAGCCUAAGCAUGAAAAUGGUGUGUUUACAAGAUUUGAAAUUUUCUACCAAAUAUCCAACCAGACAGACACAAAUGAAACUUUCAAAGACUGGAUCACUAUCAAUGCAGCUCCCUCGGAGAUGUCUUUUCAGCUUGAACACAUGAGUCCUGGGUACACUGUCGCCUUCCAGGUUCGAGUCUUCACAUCCAAAGGACCUGGGCCAUUUUCUGACAUAGUAAAGUCCAAAACAUCAGAAAUUAGCCCAUUUCCAUACCUCAUAACUCUUUUUGACAGCAAGAUAGUUCUAUUAGAUAUGGAUCAAAGUCAAAUUGUUUGGACGUUCUCAACAGAAAGAGACAUCAGUAGCGUGGGCUAUACGGCUGAUGAUGGAAUGGGCUAUUAUGCUCAAGGAGACUCACUCUGCCUUCUGAACAUGCACAACAGGUCCACUUCUGAGAUUUUCCGAGAUACACUGGUUUUUGAUAUCACAAUUAUUACAAUUGACUGGAUUUCAAGGCAUCUUUACUUUGUGCGAAAAGCAUCACAAAAUGGAAUGCAAAUAUUUGAUGUUGAUCUUGAACACAAGGUGAAAUACCCCAGAAAGCUGAAAAUUUGCAAUAGAAAUUCAACAAUAGUCUCUUUUUCAGUAUAUCCUCUUUUAAGUCGCCUGUAUUGGACAGAAGUUUCAGACUUUGGCUCUCAGAUGUUCUACUACAGUAUUAUCAACCAGACCUUGAGUCACAUUCUUCCACCCAUAGCUACAAACCAUUCAAAUGGAAGGAGUCAGUGUUUUUGUGGUGUUACUCAAUUUGAGUUUAGUGGAACAAUGACGAUUGAUACCUCUGACCUAAAGAAACCGCAGAUAUAUUUUGUCAAAGGGCAAGAGAUCUGGGCCAUGGAUCUGGAAGGAUGUCGGUGCUGGCCAGUUAUCAUGGUGCCCACUCUGCUUGCAGGAAAAACACUCGAAAGCUUAACUGUGGAUGGGGAAUUUCUAUACUGGAUCUCCUCGGCAAAGGACAGCACACAGAUUUAUCAAGCAAAGAAAAGCAAUGGGGCCAUUGUCUCUCUGGUGAAGGCUGAAAGGAGUAAGCGUAUCUUGGCUUACAGUUCGGUUCUGCAGCCUUUUCCAGAUAAAGCAUUACUGCAUCUAGCUUCAGAUAUAGCAGAGCCAGUUAUAUUUAACACCACUAACACCAGCCUCACAAUCCGAUUACUGCCCACCAGGACCAACCUCUCGUGGCCCGACAUCACCAGCCCUACUCCAACAUACCUGGUUUAUUACAAAGAAGUUAAUGACAGGAAAACCAGCUCUGAGCUGAAAUAUAAAAUGCUGGAGUUUCAGGAGAGGAUAGUCCUUAUUGAUGGUUUACAACCAUUUUCAACAUAUGUGAUACAGACAGCUGUAAAGAAUUAUUAUUCAGACCCUGUGGAACGGUUACCUCUGGGAAAAAAGAUCUGGGGAAAAACUAGAAGUGGAGUGCCUGAGGCAGUUAGGCUCAUUAACACAACUGUGCAGUCAGACACCAGCCUCCUUAUAUCCUGGAGAGAAUCUCACAAGCCAAAUGGACCCAAAGAGUCAGUCCGCUAUCAGUUGGCAAUCUCACAUCUGGCUCUAAUUCCAGAGACCCCUCUAAGACCAAGUGAAUAUCCAAAUGGAAGACUCGCUCUCCAUGUUACUAGACUGUCCGGUGGGAAACUGUAUGUGUUAAAGGUUCUGGCCUGCCAUGCUGAGGAAAUGUGGUGUGCUGAGAGUCAUCCUGUCGCUGUCAAAAUGUUUGACACACCGGAGAAACCGUAUGCCUUGGUUCCAGAGAACACCAGUUUGCAAUUAGAUUGGAAGGCUCCAUCUGAUGUUAACCUCACCAGAUUUUGGUUUGAACUCCAGAAGUGGAAAGACAAUGAGUUUUCCCGUGUUAACACUUCAUGCAUCCAAGGCCUGGCUUAUGUGUGUAACAUCACAGAUCUACAGCCUUACACGUCCUAUACUGUCCGCGUAGUGGUGGUUUAUAGGACAGGAGAAAAUAGCACCUCACUCCCAGAAAGCUUUAAGACAAAAGCUGGAGUACCAAGUAAACCAGGCAUUCCAAAAGUAUUAGAAGGGAGCAAAGAUUCAAUACAGUGGGAAAAAGCCGAAGAUAAUGGAAGCCGGCUUAUGUACUAUAUCCUUGAGAUCAGAAAGGGCAUUUCAAAUGAUUCACAGAACCAGAAUUUAAUGUGGAAGAUGGCAUUUAAUGGAUCCUGCAGUAGUAUUUGUACAUGGAAGUCCAAAAACCUGAGAGGAAGAUUUCAGUUCAGAGUAGUAGCCGCAAAUAAUCUGGGAUUUGGUGACUAUAGUGGAAUCAGUGAGGAUAUUCUGUUAACUGGAGAUGGUUUUUGGAUACCAGAAACAAGCUUUGUACUUACUAUUAUAAUUGGAAUAUUUCUGGUUGUUACAAUCCCAGUGGUCUUUGUCUGGCACAGAAAAUUAAGGAAUCAAAAAACUCCCAAGGAAGGGCUGACGGGUCUCAUAAACGAAGACAAAGAGUUGGCUGAGCUCCGCGGUCUGGCAGCUGGAAUAGGGCUGGCUAAUGCCUGCUAUGCCAUACAUACUCUUCCAACCCAAGAGGAGAUUGAAAGUCUUCCUGCCUUCCCUCGGGAAAAACUGACUCUGCGCCUCUUGUUGGGAAGUGGGGCCUUUGGAGAAGUGUAUGAAGGGACAGCAGUGGACAUCUUAGGAGCUGGAAGCGGAGAAACCAAAGUAGCAGUGAAGACUUUGAAGAAGGGCUCCACAGACCAGGAGAAGAUUGAGUUCCUGAAAGAGGCACAUCUGAUGAGCAAGUUUAACCAUCCCAACAUUCUGAAGCAGCUUGGAGUUUGUCUGCUGAACGAACCCCAAUACAUUAUCCUGGAACUGAUGGAAGGAGGAGACCUUCUUACCUAUUUGCGUAAAGCCCGGAUGACAAAGUCUCACGGUCCUUUGCUCACCUUGGUUGACCUGGUGGAUCUGUGUGUAGAUAUUUCAAAAGGUUGUGUCUACUUGGAGCAGCUGCACUUCAUUCACAGGGAUCUGGCAGCUCGCAAUUGCCUUGUCUCUGUGAAAGACUAUACCAGUCCAUCACGGGUGGUGAAGAUUGGGGACUUUGGACUCGCGAGGGACAUCUAUAAAAAUGAUUACUAUAGAAAGACAGGGGAAGGCUUACUCCCCGUUCGGUGGAUGGCUCCAGAAAGUUUGAUGGAUGGAAUCUUCACUACUCAAUCUGACGUAUGGUCUUUUGGAAUUCUGAUUUGGGAGAUUUUAACUCUUGGUCAUCAGCCUUAUCCAACUCAUUCCAACCUUGAUGUUUUAAACUAUGUGCAAACAGGAGGGAGACUGGAGCCACCAAGAAAUUGUCCUGAUGAUCUGUGGGAUCUAUUGACCCAGUGCUGGGCUCAAGAAGCUGACCAAAGACCUACUUUCCACAAAAUUCAAGACCAGCUUCAGUUAUUCAGAAAUGUUUCCUUAAAGAGUAUUUCUCAACGCAGAGAAGAAGCAGACCCCAGUGGAGUCAUAAAUGAAGGCUUUGAAGAUGAAGAUGGCAGUGUGAUCUGUUUGAAUUCAGGUGACGUUAUGUCAAUAGCCUUAAUGGAAACCAAGAACCAAGAAGGCUUAAACUAUAUGGUACUUGCCACAGGAUGUAGCCAAGGUGAAGAAAAUUCCAAGGGUCCUCUAGGCUCCAAGGAAUCUGAAUCUUGUGGUCUGAGGAAAGAAGAGAAGGAACCACAUGUGGACAAAGAUCUCUGCCAAGAAAAACAAGUGGCUUACUGUCCUCCUGGCAAGCCUGAAGGCCUGAACUAUGCCCGUCUCACUCAUAGUGGAUGUAGAGAUGGGUCUGAUUAGUAGCUCUGUUUGGGAAAUGCGGAGUUGAGAUAAACACUCCCAUUAAGUAGUUACUGAAAGAAAACCCUAGUAGAAUGAUAGAUGUGGUGGUAGUCUAUGACUCCAAAUUAACACUGAAAAGU